UUUCACCGCCCCACGCCAUAAUUUGUGUCUUUCAAUCAUCCUGCUUGGCCCUCGUCCUCGAGGCCUCCGGCAUCAGUAUCAUAGUUGCUCUGUUAUGCCUGAAUCGCACCUCUCGCGCAACUGGAUCAAGAUGUGAACGCUACUCGUCGAACUGGCCACAAAGUCAAACGCUCGUUCUCACCCAGAAAGAAGGGCUCCAACAUGCAUUUCUCUGCGUUUCUCGGAUUUCUUCCCCUGCUGGCGAUAUGCUGCAGCGCGAUGGACCCGAAACCAGUGUCAGUGCAUUACUAUGACGACGGCGCAGUGGUGGACUCGGGCAUGUUCUAUGGACAAUGCCAGGACGCUGUGACCAAUUUCGACGGAGAAGCGACUAAUGCAGAGCUGUUCUGCGAGUGCAUACGAUCCGGCAACCACGUGCCGUCGUUCAACAACUCCGCCGAGCUGGCGACCAUGGAGAUUCACAACUUCCUGCCGCUCACAAACCGACUCGAGUACCCGUUCGGCGAGCAGCUGAAAUGGGCGUCAUACCUCUCGCUGUUUCUGAUCAACAGCUUCGCUGACAGCAACAUCCGCCUGCACAACAACAUCUUCGACGCUAACUGCACGCUGGGCAGAGCGACUCAGGCCGUGUCGGACAUCUUUCAGGAUAACGCCGGUGCUGGCAUUCUGGCACCGACGUGCCACUCGGCGAGCCUACUCGUCUCCAGCUUCGGUCAGCACAUGGCCAUGUCGGCACUCAACUACGUCGUGGAGCUCACGCUACUCAACGAUCGAUCCACGUAUUCAUCGGUGUAUCGCAUCGCGCCGACCAACACUCUCUACAUCCAGGGUCUGCUGCCGGUGCUCCAGAACUUCAGCUGGCACCACAUGUCGAUCAUUAUCGAAGGCGGUGGGGUUUUUGCCGAGGGGAUUUCCCUGCUGCGUCAGUAUGAAAGUCCGAACACGUACAGCAUCUCUGAGGCGAUCACUGUCACCAACAUGCAGUUUAGUCCCAAGAAGGUGUGGGACAAGAUACGCAAGACGGGCACACAGCUCAUAGUAGUGCUGAGCCAUCAGCAGAUGGCGGAGUGGACGAUGUGCUCGGCGUUUCACCAGAAUCUCACCACCAACUGCACCGCGGAAAACUCGUUCAUUUUCAUACUGCCAAGCUGGUUCACCGCAAAUUGGUUCAGGAAGAAUGUGACAAUGCCAGGUGAUGACAACAGAACAUUGCAUUGCACGGAGGAGCAAAUGACAACGAUGGUGACCUACUCCCUGUCAAUGAACCGCCAGUUCUAUGCCCAGAACGAGACCAAGGAACUUCCGGUGACGAAAAACGUCAACAUGUCGGUGGAACGCUGGAAGAAACUCAACAAACACAUGUCGAACUACUGCUACUUCGAUGGUAACCCUAAGAUUGCCAAGGUGGAUCCUGUCGAGACGGAUGCAUCCCUGCAUGAUUCCAUGCUGAUGUUCUACAAAACAUUCAAGGACCUAAACAAAACCAUAGGUGAAGCGAGUCCGCCAAUCCAGGUGGGCAGUGAAAGCAAGAAAAAGACCAGUCCGUACCUGCAGUUGGAUGAACGAUUCAACAAGAUCACAGGCGAAGAUCUGCGAGGUCUGCGGUGGCUAUACAUCUAUCUGAUGGGGAAAUUGAACUUCCAGGGUCUUUCUGGGCACGUCUACUUCUUGCCCAACGAGAAGCAGACGUUCAUGACCCUGGACAGGGAAGGCAACCAGGCCUUCAAGAAGCUCAUCAACACUAGCUACCCGGAGAUUGCGCAGAACUUCACGCCGUCGCAACCGACCAGACCAGCACUAGGGGUGUACUAUCAACGCGGUGAAAAUGGAGUCCCGGUGACGGUCGGUUAUCUGCAUCCUGGACAGUUAAUGCCUGAAUUGUUCUACGACAAACUGACAUGGCCGCAAGCAUGCGGCAUUCCCAAUGAUACCCUUUCCUUUGAUAACAUCCAGAUAGGCGGUCUCAGGGGAGGGUGUACUUUCGUUCCGGAAGCUCUGAAAGAGAAUAUGGGCGGAUGUCAAGGGGGGUUGGCCUUCCUCAUGACCACAUCCAUGCUUUUGGUGCUGAUUAUCAUGGCCGGGAUCUGGAAGGUCUGGUACUCUAGAAAGCUGUCGAAUGCCAUUGCUAAGCACACCAAGCCAGAAGAAGAAGAGGAGUUUGUUGUUCCCGAGCAGAUCGCCAGCAAGUGGGAGAUCGCACGCGAGAAUAUUGUCAUUAACCGGCGUCUUGGAGAAGGUGCAUUUGGUGCUGUAUACGGCGGAGACAUAGUUGACGAAUCGCAAGAGCCGUCUUGUGUUGCCGUCGCGGUUAAAACUCUUCACAGUGAUGCAACGAUUGUCGAGAAGAGAGAGUUCCUGGCGGAGGGACAAAUGAUGACCCAAUUCGACCACACCAACAUCGUGAAACUGAUCGGGUUCUGCACGAAAGAGGAGCCGUUCUAUGUGGUGAUGGAGCUGAUGAUGCAUGGCGACCUCAGAGCCUUUCUGCUCUCUCAUCGGCACUUGUGUGGGACUGCAGACCCGAGCGAACUCUGUCGACGGCGGUUGACAUCGGUGGUGCGGCAAGUUGCCAGUGGCCUGGAAUACUUGUCGAGUAUCAACUUUGUACAUAGGGAUAUAGCGGCACGGAACUGCAUGGUCACUGUCAACUAUCUGGUAAAGAUUGGCGACUUUGGAAUGUCACGGCGGAUGGCAAACAGUGACUACUACCGCAUCAAAGGAGAAGCACCGCUGCCUGUUCGCUGGAUGGCCCGUGAGUCUUUGUUCGAUGGCAGAUUCGACGUGAAGUCCGACAUGUGGAGCUUUGGCGUGGUGAUGUGGGAAGUGAUUACUUUCGGUGCACAGCCAUUCCCUGGCAAAAGCAAUGCCGAAGUUAUUCAACACAUCCGUGAGGGAGGCAAGCUCGAGAUACCGGAAAAGUGCCCGCAAAAGCUGCGCAAUUUGAUACUGUCUUGCUGGACAGACAGCCCGGACGUACGGCUGACUGCCGAACGUGCUGUGAGCAUUCUGGAGAAUGACAAGGAGAUCGUUGUAGCCUGCGUGAAGCAAACCCUCCGCGUUGGCAGCAGCUGGAAAGUACUCCAGCAUGCGCUUUCAUUUUCGUCCAAGCAGGGCAAGCCGGGAAAAAGCCAGAGCUUGAGGAAAGCAGAUGAAGGUCGGAUCAAGCGACCCGUGAGCGGAAGUGCUGACUCGCCAAUCACCUUCACCAACACUUGUCAGGAAGAGCCAGACGAAACGAAAGAAGACAUGGUACCGAACGUUCUGUACGGAAAGAGCUUGGACAGUGCGAUACCACUCGGAAAACUAAAUCCGGUAUUUUCAGAGGGAGACCCAGAGGCCGGUGAUGAUGCGGAGGAGGGUGGUGAAGAUGGAGGCUACAUGAACACCGACUUGCAAUAGUAACUUCACUGCUUACCCAGCUACCGUGUCUAAUGGGAAAUACCGAACUGCUGGUCAUGCACCAUUAACUAGAUCAUGGCGCUUCGCUGGUCGAUUGCAGCGGCUCCCGGUAACGUUACUCGAUUAUUCUGCGUUGGCGAUAGGAUGCACAGUGCGACUGCCUGCGUCUCCAUGCCAAGCCAGUCCCGCUUCCAUGAACAAGCAAGAGGAGCUGCCGGGCGAGUGGAUCACAUCUAGCCUAGAACUACACUCAAUUAUUUCUUUGCAGCAUACCGGUAGCGCUGCAUUGUAGGUCACACUAAUAAGGUGUCGACUACUAUUUUUUGUUCACUUCCUGGCACAUUGUGUCCUCCAAUCUUGGCUUGACAUUGAUAGGCAAUCUUUAAAAAAAGUAGAUUCCCUUUAAUAGCACAAUCCUCACGUGUACAACCAAACUGGGUCGCCUCAUCCCGCAUACAGCAUACUUCAAUACUACAAUGACUAUAUUGAUAUUUUAGAUUAGUUCUACAUUGUACUUUAGCCGGCUUCACCGUCACAGUCACCUAUUCUAAUCGUAGGCCUGGGUGCAUGAGAUAAAACAGAUAGCUGAGUCUCAUAUUCAAUCUUCUGCUAAUAUUACGAAUAUAUUCAAACCUUUUCCCGAACCUGUUGCACUUCACCUACUUCUCUCCUAUUAUUUUUCACACUCUACUUUCCCAGUACUCUUACACGUAUAUAUUGUUGUUUAUUGCUAGAUUUCAUUGUUGAGACGUAUUUCUCGGAUGAAUGCCUCUUGAAAAUCAAUUAGGAAUUUGUAUUAUUCAUAUUUUUAUUCUUAUAUUUUGUUAUUGCUACGUACAAUGUCCGCUUUGCCGAUUUUUUAUUGUUACAGCCAAGUUGUUGUCUCCGCGCCGCCAUUCGUACAAUUGAUAUUCACCAGUUGACCCCGAGCUAGUGCUCAAAGGUCAGAUAGCACUACUUUGUGAAGUACAUGUAAUUAUAGCCGCGCCAAAGUUUAGCAAUAGGAGAUUGCAUCUAGACAGUACAAUAAUAAUGUAUCAUUCCAUCAUGAUAAGCGCACUUGCCCUGAUCAGGGACUUGAACAGUCA
Sycon ciliatum is the source of this 4487-nucleotide messenger RNA. RefSeq lists its product as uncharacterized. NCBI's taxonomy places the organism in Eukaryota, Metazoa, Porifera, Calcarea, Leucosolenida, Sycettidae. Bases 202 to 3399 code for a protein of 1065 amino acids. The transcript has 17 exons. The record is from RefSeq and is a predicted model, not a curated record. Gene Ontology annotation, cellular component: signaling receptor complex; plasma membrane. Gene Ontology annotation, biological process: multicellular organism development; positive regulation of kinase activity; protein phosphorylation. Gene Ontology annotation, molecular function: ATP binding; transmembrane receptor protein tyrosine kinase activity.